AGGUACACAUGGGCUCCCAUUUCUUUUUGUUUUGUUCACUCAUUUUGAUCAAGACAAAGAAAAUCCUCACCCACUCUCUCCCUCAUCCCUGCGGCCAGCACCUCCAAGAAAGAGCCAAGCAAAUUCUCCAUCUUCAUUCUCCAUUGUUGAAGAAAGCUCCACAAGAAAGAAUCCCAAGGGAAGGAACUAAAGUGCUAAAAGUGUGAUAGGAUUAAGGAACUUGAUAUAGAGUAUCUUUGAGCUUCGCCGGAGUUUCGCCGGAGUUGGUCAAAGUUGGCCGGAGUUGGUCAAAGUUCACCGGAAUUAGUCCAAGUUCGACCGCGGAGCGUAGAACACGCUUAAGCUCACUUAAGUUUCAGGUAGAACUUGAAGGUUGCUACCACCGCCCGUUGCUUCGGGAAGAUCAAAGGAGGGAGACGUGAAAUGGAACCAGUUGGAAGGAUCACUAGGAGGAACCCGACGGGCCGUGUGCCGGGUGGGUCCGAGCGCGGUAGCCGGGGGUCCUCUAGGGGAUCAAGAGGAAGAGGCCGCGGAGGCCGACAACAACAAACCGUGAGCGAUGGCCACGUCGAUACGGAAAGCGAGACCUAUUGGUCUUAUGAGGACUCGACCUACCGGCCGGAAACUGAGCCGGUUGAGACCCCUUAUGAAGGGGAUGACGACGAUGUUAGUGACGAGGAGGAAAAUGGCUCCUUGGCUAGGAUUGAAGCACUGCUCCAACAAUAUCAUCGGGAGCGUGAGGAAAGGAGAGAACGCCGAAGGCGCCGUGCAGGGCCACCUUCGGGCGGGGCUCCAAGAGGGAGGAGCUACUGUGAUUCGAGGACCCAUGUAGAAGCGCAUGGGAGCCGUGGUGAUGGAGGUCCAACCAUAAGGAUCUCCAAAUACAUCAAGGAGGCGAGAGACUUGGGGUGUAAACCGUUCGAUGGGACGGGAGACAUCUCAGUUGCCGCGCAGUGGAUCAAGAGGCUGAACGAGGCAGCCCUUGACAUGCAACUCACCCCCGAUUUCAAAUUGAGAAUCGCGGUGAGGUUACUUGAAGGGUUAGCAUCCAAGUGGUGGGAUG
Messenger RNA from Cuscuta epithymum, 1063 nucleotides. Lineage: Eukaryota; Viridiplantae; Streptophyta; Magnoliopsida; Solanales; Convolvulaceae. The record is from the annotation of a GenBank genome assembly.